AUGGGUUCUACACUGGACGAGCAUUACACCGACUACAGAAGCGUCUCUGUUGACGGCAUCCCCUUCUUCACUCCUAAACAGCGAGUUCCUGUUGGUUCUGCGAUUCUCGCACCGGAGAAGGGCGUCACCGCAGAAACCAUCACACCAGCUUUUCUCCCCAUCACUAUUCGCGACAAGACAUUCCAGAACCGCAUUUGGGUCGCACCUAUGUGCAUGUACAGUUGUCAAGAUGGAAGGCUCAGCGACUUCCAUGUGGCGCACUAUGGGCAGUGGGCCAUUAGGGGCAGCGCUCUAAUCACUAUCGAGGCAGCAGCGGUCACCCUGAGGGGAAGAAACACUCCUCAAGAUGCUGGGCUCUGGUCCGACGACCUCAUCGCCCCCUUGAAGCGAGUGGUGGACGUCAUCCACUCGCAGUCACAAAAAGCCGCGAUCCAACUACAACAUGCUGGCCGGAAAUGCAGUGUGUGUCCACCCUGGCUCGGACUUCGCCUUGUCCCCGAUGAGUUUGGAGGAUACGCGAAAAGUGUGCAAGGUCCUACUACCGAACCAUGGAACGAGAACUACGCUACUCCAGGGCAAAUGACAAACGAGGAGAUUCUUCAAACUAUCGAAGCUUAUGGUCAAGCGGCCAGAAGGGCUAUUCUUGCAGGGAUUGAUGUCAUCGCCAUUCAUGGUGCCCACGGGUAUUUGAUUCACUCAUUCGCUUCAUCCGCGACGAACAAGCGAACCGACAAAUGGGGUGGGAGCUUCGAGAAUCGCACGAGAUUCGGUAUUGAGGUCCUCCGCGCUGUUCGCCGCAAUAUUCCUGGGGGUACGCCAGUGUUUUGGAAAAUUUCUGCCGUAGACUGGCUUCCUGCUGGAGAAGGAUGGGAGCUGGAGGAUACCCUACGUUAUGUGCCAAUUUUGGCGAAGGAAGGAGUAGACCUGUUCGAUGUCUCUAGUGGCGGCACAGACAGGAGGCAGCAGGUACAACUCGGCCAGCAGUAUCAGGUGCCAUUUGCCAAGGCCAUCAAGGAUUUGAAGCUUCCGAAUGUCUUUGUCGGCGCUGUCGGUUGGAUCCGGGACGGAGAGACUGUUCACGAUGUGAGUUCUGCCCCUGCACCUCGAACGGCACUUUCAUAG
Molecule: messenger RNA, 1122 nt
Organism: Colletotrichum fioriniae
Lineage: Eukaryota; Fungi; Ascomycota; Sordariomycetes; Glomerellales; Glomerellaceae
Product: NADH-dependent flavin oxidoreductase
Cellular component (GO): intracellular anatomical structure
Molecular function (GO): NADP binding; FMN binding; NADPH dehydrogenase activity
Source: RefSeq, a predicted model, not a curated record